GAUUUAUUUUCUAAUGUAUUGUUGCUCAUUAAAAUACGUGAAUUAUAAUAGGUAAACCUUAGUUAGAAAUGAGCUUAUUAGAUAAUCUUAGGGAAGAAAUCCAUGAUGUCUUUAAAAUUUUUGACGAUGAGGAGGCUGGUAGCAUCUCAAUGCGAGAGCUAACUUCUGCGAUGUAUACCAUUACUGGUGAACGUAUUUCUCGGAUGGAGAUGCUCAAACUAUUGUCUUAUGCGCGAGAAAUCGUUAGCGAGAAUCACCGACGCCAAGAGCUUAUUUUUCAAAAGCUUCAGAUGACGACUCCAGGGUUGGGAUCCGAGCAAGGCGCCAAUAAAAGCAAAGAAAUAUCCGAUUUCAAUUCCAAUGUGAAGACCGAUACCGAAAAUCUGAACUCCCUCACUGUCGCAAAUAAACACUUGUCGACAGAAAGUGGAAAAAUUGAUCAUGACGGCACUCAAAACCAGUACCUUUCCUCUUGCUCUAAAAGGAACAUUAAUAAUGAUGGGGUAGACAUAGAGGUCUUUGAACAAGUAGUCAUGCGAAAGCUUAACUCUCAUAGCCAACAAGAGGAACUUUUGUUUGCGUUUGGGUUCCUGGAAGAUAAGUCCUACCCGGGAUAUAUAACAAAAGAAAGUUUGAAGCGUGCAGCUGCAGAGUCGGGUGAACCGUUAACCGAUGCGGAGAUCGCUGAAAUGUUUGACGUAUCUGUAACUGGAGUGCCUACCCCCGCGGUUGACUUCAACACCUUUUCGGUUAUUCAAUCUUCGUCACGGAAAAUAGAUAUCUAAAAACGAUGUAAAUGUAGAAAAAUUGUUUUAGUGGAUCACUUGUUUGUAAUUCGUAGCGAUUUAUAUAUGUAUGAUUUAUCAAUUUCAAAAGUCCUUCUUAUUCAUAACUUGCUAUGCUAAAGUUUUGAGAGGCUCUGUAAUUUUUGGAUAAUUAUGGUGAGAGCACUAUCAGUUGAACUGAAGUAUCAGUUGAAUAGGGGCAUGGUUUUUUAAAGUGCUAAUUUGCUCUUAUUUUGUCCGUAUUUACGUUAUGAUCUAUAUAUUUUGUGUGAUAAGGACGA
This is a messenger RNA of Phytomonas sp. Hart1, 1066 nucleotides long. The record is from the annotation of a GenBank genome assembly. Lineage: Eukaryota; Euglenozoa; Kinetoplastea; Trypanosomatida; Trypanosomatidae.